UAUUUGAGUCAACGUGCUUGCGCCUGUGUUUUGUUCCUGUAGACAAAUCAUCAUGGUUACCACAACACAGGAAAAUGACGACCUCACCUGGACGUCAACCGUGACGGGUCUUCCCCAAAAGCGCUACUACCGCCAGCGAGCCCACUCAAAUCCUAUAGCAGAUCAUUGUUUCGACUACCCAGCUCGGCCGGAGGAUGUGGACUGGCGUUGGCUGUACCCGAGCAUGCGGGCUGACCAAGAAGUGAGUUUUGCCGACAUUGGCUGUGGCUACGGUGGCUUCCUAGUAACGCUAGGCGAAAUGUUUCCCGAAAAAAUCUCCAUUGGGAUGGAAAUACGUGUAAAAGUUUCGGACUAUGUGUUGGAUCGCAUUAAAGCCCUCAGACACAGGAGCUCGGAUACUGGUGCUUAUCAGAACAUCGCCUGCCUGCGCACCAACGCCAUGAAGUAUCUACCCAAUUACUUCCGAAAGGGCCAGCUUGAGAAGAUGUUCUUUCUCUACCCGGAUCCGCACUUCAAGCGCGCCAAGCACAAGUGGCGCAUCAUCAACCAGGCUCUGCUCUCCGAGUACGCCUAUGUUCUGCGCAAGGGAGGCUUAGUGUACACCAUGACUGAUGUGGAGGAUCUGCACAUUUGGAUUGUGUCACACAUGGAGGAGCAUCCGCUGUACGAGCGUCUGACCGACGAGGAGGCAAGUACGGAUCCGAUCACACCGAGGCUAUACCAGAGCAGCGAGGAGGGUGCCAAGGUCGCACGCAACAAGGGUGACCACUUCUUGGCUAUAUUCCGCCGCCUCUAGGGCAGCGUCCGAUUUAUUAGCAUAUUAAUAAUAAAUAACAAAUUAAGAAUAAAACAGACACUAUUCAU
This is a messenger RNA of Drosophila subobscura, 864 nucleotides long. Its product is annotated as tRNA (guanine-N(7)-)-methyltransferase. Gene Ontology annotation, cellular component: tRNA methyltransferase complex. NCBI's taxonomy places the organism in Eukaryota, Metazoa, Arthropoda, Insecta, Diptera, Drosophilidae. Gene Ontology annotation, molecular function: tRNA (guanine(46)-N7)-methyltransferase activity. Gene Ontology annotation, biological process: tRNA methylation; RNA (guanine-N7)-methylation. The record is from RefSeq and is a predicted model, not a curated record.